This is a messenger RNA of Mya arenaria, 489 nucleotides long. RefSeq lists its product as uncharacterized. Lineage: Eukaryota; Metazoa; Mollusca; Bivalvia; Myida; Myidae. The transcript is spliced from 3 exons. The record is from RefSeq and is a predicted model, not a curated record. Bases 61 to 489 code for a protein of 142 amino acids.
GUGGAAUUACGCGUAUAAGUAUGAGAAAAUGAAUUGGUUUCAAACUUGAAUUGAAGAUAUAUGUGUCAUCGAUUCAGAAUGGAGCUGAUUCAGGUGGUCGCUCUCGUGAGCACACUUUCAACAAUAGUUGAAGGUCUCCAAUGCUGGCACUGUAUCGCUGACGACUGCUCUGACGACCCGAGUGGAAACUACAAGGAUACAGAGAAAUUGUGUAACGCUGAGCAAGCAUGUCAGAAAGUCUACUUUGAGAUGCUAGAAGAAACUGAAAGGGGCAACUUUAUUCACACGUCGACAGUACGAGGCUGUUCAAGUGGGUAUAAGUCACGAGACGACUUUAGAAACUGCACGCAUCAACAACGAACGUCAGGUGGAUGUGUCCGGAAGGACUGCUGUAGUGAAACUCACCUGUGUAACAAUGCAAACACUUUGCAGAUGGGUUUGUCAUUGCCUGUGAUAAUGAUGAUUUUUGCAAUAGAGCAGGCAUUGUGA